Molecule: messenger RNA, 658 nt
Organism: Ornithodoros turicata
Lineage: Eukaryota; Metazoa; Arthropoda; Arachnida; Ixodida; Argasidae
Product: protease inhibitor 1-like
Exons: 4
Coding region: 90-518 (142 amino acids)
Molecular function (GO): serine-type endopeptidase inhibitor activity
Source: RefSeq, a predicted model, not a curated record
GUAAGAAUGACGCACCCAUAGGGUUGACGAAGAGACACGAACGCACAAUACGCUAUUCACCCGAGAGUGCGUCGUAAGCUGAGCUGAAGAUGAGAGUGAUAUUCCUGUUCCUUUUUAUCGGAGCGAUCCCUGCAAGGUCCAGGAGGAAUCAAGACAGUGAAGGCGGAGACAUCUGCAACCUGUCUGGACGUCCCAGAGGCAGUUGCAGAGAGCGCCACAGACUGUAUUACUACACCAGGGGGAAAUGUCGUGCGUUUACUUUCAGAGGGUGCAUGAAUGAAGGAGGCAGAAACAAGUUCGAGACAUUAGAGGCCUGUCAGCGGACAUGCAUGGCGCCUCUGGCAUCUGUCUGCAAGGUACGGGAACCCAGAAACUGCGGUGGACGCAGACAAAGGACGCGUUAUUAUUUCAACACCGCUAGAGGACAAUGCAUGCAGUUCCAAACCAACUGUUCCGCAUCGAGAGACGCGAAUAACUUCAGGCGCCUCAGGGACUGCACUAAGACCUGUGCUGGUUGAGUCCAACUAUCAAGUUGUACCACCAUGUAGACGUCAACGGCUGUAAGGACGACUGGCUAUUUUAUUCUGUUUCGCACUUUAUUGAAGGAUAAUGUUUGAAAAACUGGAAUAAUCUGCUUCAGUAAAGAGAAUUAACGCGU